AUGGCUGAUCGCUCACGGGCAACUACAAACGGGAACGGUGUUUCGCACACCCGCAACGGUGCUUCUUCUGCUGGCGUCCGUCGCAAUCUGUUCCAGAGCCAGUUGACCCGGCGACCUACAGCCGGUUCUACAUCUACGUCUGCCGAGACACUGCAUUUGGAUGUAGAUGUCUUGUCUGAUACCUCUGAGAUCGUGGUUCGCGAUAAGCAUGGCGAGAUCGAGCUUGGAGAUCCGCCGACACCAAUAAUGGAGGAUGAGGAUGAGUUGCCUUUAGAUCAUAGGCAAGAGUGCGAGAAAGAGAGACAAAGGCUCGCAGAAGUCGUUAAGCAUCAUCAGUUGAAUCGGCAUGGAGCCAACGAACAGCCCGAAGAACUGCUUGAAGCUGUUAGGGCGAGUCUACGAGCCAAAGUAGCAGCCCUCAGUGAAGACAAUUGGAUGUUUGAGCCUGAAGAACAACACCGCGGUUAA
Fusarium coffeatum is the source of this 468-nucleotide messenger RNA. RefSeq lists its product as uncharacterized. The transcript has 3 exons. The record is from RefSeq and is a predicted model, not a curated record. Bases 1 to 468 code for a protein of 155 amino acids. NCBI's taxonomy places the organism in Eukaryota, Fungi, Ascomycota, Sordariomycetes, Hypocreales, Nectriaceae.